Messenger RNA from Symbiodinium natans, 2289 nucleotides. The record is from the annotation of a GenBank genome assembly. NCBI's taxonomy places the organism in Eukaryota, Dinophyceae, Suessiales, Symbiodiniaceae.
AUGGUGGAGAAGAGGCAAUCUGUGCUCAGGACGGUGGUGCAAGUUUGCCAAGCUGUUUGCCGUGAAGUUCAUGCAAUUGGAUCAUCGGCAAGAGGCACGGACUUGCCCUGCUCGGACAUUGAUCUGGUGUGCCUAUCCGAUAGACCCGAUGAUAAGAUGACGACGCAGGUUGAGAAGGCUUUGAGAAACCUCUGCGCCUCUGUGGACAGGAGAGACGACUACUUCAGUGAUGACGAAGACGAUGACUGGGGAACUUCGGCCCGAUAUCGCAACCUGGAUGGGAAGUGGCGGGCCCCUGCUGGAGAGCAGCACGAAAUCGCAGGCAAUGUGUUGACAUGGAGCACUGGAGAGAAGACCAAGUUUGAGCGCGGCUGUCUUCACCUUAGCUUUUGGCAUCAAGACCGAUUGAAACGAGCUAAAGUGAAGGCCACUACGCUCGAGUGGUCUACGGGUGAGGUGUGGCGCAGGGUCAUUAAGGUGAAGCACAUGGCCACAAAGUGGCCAAAUCCACCCCCAAAGCCGAGAUCCAUGAGCACUGUGGAUGUGAUGGAGCUUCGUUACGCUUCAGACACCAUUAGCCGCAAGUUCCAGGAUGGAAGGUCUCUGCAUCAACUUGUCCACCAGCUUCAUGAAGGACAUGUGGAUCCGUUGAAGCAUCCUGAUCUGAUCCUGGAUGCGGUUUCCUGGAUCUGCCCACUUGGUGGGGAUGUGCUACACUGUCUGAACAAUCGGAGAUUAUGGUGUCUUAAGCAUUGGGUGCUGACAACCGGACGCCUUGCGACAAAGGUCGUGGUUCGCAUCUACCAUUUUGGUGACAGCCCUGCUUUCUUCGAGUCUCGCAUUACAACUCCGAAUGGCGGACAGAAGGUAUUCUUCCGCGAGGCGGACGAUGACGACCACGACCCUAGCAAUAGACUUCCUCAGCGGAUGAUGGUAUCAAGUACCAGAGCCGAGUACAUCCAUCUGGUUUGCGACGGUGUUCACGUGGACAUCCUGACUGGAACCAAGUGGGCCGACUCAGAUGCCACCAAACUGGUUCCUUGGAUCUUGGCAGAGGACUUUGGCGCCCGCCAGCAAUGGUCUGCACAGAUCAGUGCCUGGCACGCCAGGCAGCAAACCGGGAAUGCAGCCAGCAUGAUUGCUGCCAAGUUGGCUAAGUUGUGGGUACGAAAGGUUGCGUUUCCUCUGUGGAACGCUCUCUUGCGCCCACGCGGUUUCAUGAUCGAGAUGAUCGUCAAGCACGUGUGUGAGUCAAACCGCCGUGCAGAAAGGUCUGGCUGGGAUGGGUUUGUGGAGUUCUUGCGUUUCUGCAGCACGGAACCGAUGGAGCCUAUAAUGUGGGAGUGGCGCAACUACUGCGACCACCCCCGCAUCAACUGGGGAAGCGGCCCACGAGUACUUGAUCCUCUCAAUCCCACGAACAACCUCGCGCGUCAGUUCCGUUUCUGGGAAGACCUCCACAAGCUGGCCAAGGAAUCGCUCGAAAGGAUCAUGCAUGUCUCUUCGAGCAAAUCCUAUCGAGAUUGGUGGGGCGGCAGUGCCACACCGGAGCCAGAAGUCGGACCUGCGGCAGACAUGCAAGAAGUUCGGCGCGCGCUAGCCGCGCUCGACAUCCCCUCUCGCAGCAUUGAGGCCCUGCUUGACGAGACGUGGCAUGGCUUCACAUCCCUGGAGUUCUUGUGCAAGUACGCAAAGGAGCAAGAUCUCGAGGAUGUUGGGCUGAACACUGUUCAGCGCAGGAGGUUGAUGGAGGCAAUUCAGGCAGGAGGGAUCAUCUUCGGCAAGUUGCGGGACGAGGGCCGCUUGCCUCAGACGGCCACGGAGGACUCACGCUACCAGGAGCCUCCCGCGGCGGAAUCAUGCAACGAGGAGCCUCCGAAGCAGAACCGGGAGGGCAGGGCUAGCCGGUGGAAUCGCUUCAGCACGCGCUCCGACGCCCCGAGCUCCGAAGCCCCGUGUUCCCAUACGAGCAGCUCUUCGCUGAUCAGUUGCCCUUCUCCUCACAUCACGCAGGGGCGCUGCUUCAUUCCCGGCACGCUCCUGCCCCUGGCAGGAGGGCUCAAUCGAGUUGAGCACCUUCAUCGCACAGAUGUGGUGCGUGGCCAGAGUGGCAAGCUGCUAAGGGUUGAGCGGGUUGUCACGCACGAGAAGGAGCGGCGCUUCCUUGUGACACUUCAAACAGCAGAUGCCAGCCUCAAGGUGACAGACUCCCAUCGAGUAAUGGUGACCGGGCACCUUUUUAUCAGAGUUCUCCUUGUUCCCCUGCUAUUCUUUGCGGUACUCAAGUAA